Lathyrus oleraceus (garden pea) is the source of this 1409-nucleotide messenger RNA. RefSeq names its product vignain. The coding region runs from base 141 to 1229 and encodes 362 amino acids. Gene Ontology annotation, biological process: proteolysis. The transcript is spliced from 4 exons. NCBI's taxonomy places the organism in Eukaryota, Viridiplantae, Streptophyta, Magnoliopsida, Fabales, Fabaceae. The record is from RefSeq and is a predicted model, not a curated record. Gene Ontology annotation, molecular function: cysteine-type peptidase activity.
UCCCUUAAGAAACCUUUACUUCCUCACAUUGUUUAUUCUACAAUCCACUAUAUAAAUCACACCUUGCUCUUUUUCUGUUUCAUCAAACUUUCAUUCAAUUAACUAAUUCCAAAUUCCAAAUUUCAAACAAAGAGAGAAACAUGGCCAUUAAGAAGCUAUUGUUGAUUGUUCUAUCUAUAGCUUUGAUUCUCGAAAUAUCCGAUAGCUUUGAUUUCCACGACAAAGAUUUGUCCUCGGACGAAAGCUUGUGGGACUUAUACGAGCGAUGGAGGAGUCACCACACGGUUUCUCGAAACCUCGGUGACAAACACAAGCGAUUUAACGUGUUCAAAACAAAUGUGAUGCAUGUGCACAACACUAACAAAUUGGAUAAGCCUUACAAGUUGAAACUUAACAAGUUUGCUGACAUGACCAGCCAUGAAUUUAGGACUACCUAUGCUGGAUCAAAGGUUAAUCACCAUAGAAUGUUCCGUGGCACGCCGCGUGGAAAUGGAACCUUCAUGUAUGCGAAUUUCAACAAGGCUCCUAGUUCUGUUGAUUGGAGGAAGAAAGGCGCCGUCACUGAUGUCAAGGAUCAAGGCCAAUGUGGUAGUUGUUGGGCUUUUUCAACAGUUGUAGCUGUUGAAGGAAUUAACCAAAUCAAGACAAAGAAGCUAGUGCCUUUAUCUGAGCAAGAGCUUAUAGAUUGUGACACUGAACAAAACCAAGGAUGCAAUGGUGGACUAAUGGAGUAUGCUUUUGAAUACAUCAAGCAAAAAGGUGGUUUGACAACAGAAAGCUAUUACCCUUACACAGCAAAUGAUGGAUCAUGUGAUGCAUCAAAGGAGAAUGUCCCGGCUGUGUCAAUUGAUGGCCAUGAGACUGUUCCGGCUAACGACGAAGAUGCAUUGCUCAAAGCUGUUGCCAACCAACCUGUUUCCGUAGCCAUAGAUGCCGGAGGAUCUGAUUUCCAGUUCUACUCUGAGGGAGUAUUUACCGGUGAUUGUGGAAAAGAGCUAGAUCAUGGUGUUGCAAUAGUGGGAUAUGGGGUAACUGUUGAUGGGACUAAUUACUGGAUUGUGAGAAACUCAUGGGGGCCUGAUUGGGGGGAACAAGGUUAUAUCAGAAUGCAGAGAAACGUAUCUGACAAGGAGGGACUUUGUGGCAUAGCUAUGGAGGCUUCUUAUCCAAUCAAAAAGUCAUCCAAGAAUCCAAGAGGGCCUUCAUCAUCUAUAAAGGAUGAACUUUGAAUGCUAGUUUCAAAUAAAAUUAAGCUUUCAUCAAUGGUGGAUGUUGUUUAUUAGUGUGUUGCAAAUAGUAUUAUUACCUUAUGUUACUAUAAUAUUUUAAUCUUGGAUUUAGUGCUAAUGUAUUAUUUGGAUAUUUAUGCUUAUAUAGCACAAAGAAAUAAAGGUUUCAAUUUGAUAUAA